CGUGCGCGCCUCCGGGCAAGGGGCGAGGGCGAUUGGGCGCGCGGGGCGGGGGCGGGGCUUGGCCGGGGAGCGGCGCGUGCGCGGAGCGGCGGGAAGAUGGUGCUGAUCAAGGAGUUCCGAGUGGUUUUACCUUGCUCAGUGCAAGAGUAUCAAGUUGGGCAACUUUAUUCUGUGGCAGAAGCUAGCAAAAACGAAACAGGAGGUGGGGAAGGAAUUCAGGUCUUAAAAAACGAGCCUUAUGAACAGGAUGGCGAGAAGGGACAAUAUACUCACAAAAUCUAUCAUUUAAAGAGUAAAGUCCCUGGGUUUGUAAGGAUGAUUGCCCCAGAAGGCUCCCUGGUGUUCCACGAGAAGGCCUGGAAUGCAUAUCCCUACUGUAGAACAAUUGUGACAAAUGAAUACAUGAAAGAUGACUUCUUCAUAAAAAUUGAGACCUGGCAUAAACCAGAUUUGGGAACAACAGAGAACGUGCACAAUUUAGAUCCAAACACAUGGAAGAGCGUUGAGGUUGUCCAUAUUGACAUUGCAGAUAGAACUCAAGUAGAACCAGGAGACUACAAAGCUGAUGAAGAUCCUGCAUUAUUCCAGUCAGUUAAGACAAAGAGAGGACCUCUGGGCCCAAACUGGAAGAAAGAGUUAGCCACUGAUGAGGAGUGUCCCAAAAUGUGUGCUUAUAAAUUGGUGACCAUCAAAUUUAAGUGGUGGGGACUGCAAAACAAAGUUGAAAACUUUAUACAAAAGCAAGAAAAAAGGAUAUUUACCAACUUCCACCGCCAGCUGUUCUGUUGGAUUGACAAGUGGAUUGAGCUGACCAUGGAGGACAUCAGGAGAAUGGAGGAUGAAACCCAGAAGGAGCUGGAAGCGCUGCGUAACCAAGGCCAAGUGAGAGGAACGAGUGCUGCCAAUGACGAGUGACGCCGGACGGACGCCGAUGCCGGAUCUUGGCUGUGUGUGUGGGUGCAUGACUCUGUAUAUAACUACACACACACAUGCAGACAGAAGGGGUGGUUACAGUCUCUCUGGGUGCUAUACCUAUCCUAGCAAAGAUUCCAAGGAAACUGCUUUCAUUAUGUAUACCCCAAGCAAAUAAAAAAAAUCAACUGAGUAGUGUCAUUUAAA
Prinia subflava (tawny-flanked prinia) is the source of this 1119-nucleotide messenger RNA. RefSeq names its product phosphatidylinositol transfer protein beta (gene PITPNB). Gene Ontology annotation, biological process: phospholipid transport. Gene Ontology annotation, molecular function: phosphatidylinositol binding; phosphatidylcholine intramembrane carrier activity; phosphatidylcholine binding. The record is from RefSeq and is a predicted model, not a curated record. The transcript is spliced from 11 exons. NCBI's taxonomy places the organism in Eukaryota, Metazoa, Chordata, Aves, Passeriformes, Cisticolidae. Gene Ontology annotation, cellular component: cytoplasm. The coding region runs from base 97 to 915 and encodes 272 amino acids.